Messenger RNA from Marchantia polymorpha subsp. ruderalis, 1297 nucleotides. Lineage: Eukaryota; Viridiplantae; Streptophyta; Marchantiopsida; Marchantiales; Marchantiaceae. The record is from the annotation of a GenBank genome assembly.
CGUUCAGAUCGCCCGCGGAGGGUCGCAUCGCACACACUCAAAUUGCCGAAAAUUGUACAAUACUCAGAGCAAUCAAAUGCUUAUGAUGACCUCCUUCCUCGAUGCCAGCCGAGGGAGAUACCAAAGGAGAGAACGACGUCGAAGCAAAGAGCGAGCCGGGGUUGCAUCCUCUCUGUGCCUCUGAGGUGGGGUGAGGAGAGAGCUCUCCCACCUCGCAUCGCCUUCCCUUACCUUUUCCUGUGGACGAGCUGGAAGAUCGGGAGGGGAGGGGGUUAGGGCAGGGCCUAGAGGCACUACAGCAGCAGCCAGUACAACCAUCACAACAUGACGGAGUCUGGAGACCCUGUCCCGGGAGGGGAGGAGGGGGGCGGGGGCGACUGGCGACUGGCGGGGCUAAGAUUUUCGCAUAUUCAACUGUUUUCCCAUUCGAUGUAAGUUGAUAUCACUGCGCUUCUUUCCGUGAGCACUCGCCAUGUGUCAACGACAUGCGAGCGCGACACUUGCAUAAGUUCCCUCAGACGAUCAGAUGAAUGAUUUUCGCCUAUUUUUCUCGUGGACCUGGACGAGAUCUAGAAGACGAAGCUCUCGUAGCGAGAGGCUUAGAUCUAGACCAUCUGUGCAAACGAGCGGAAAGCUACUUUUUGACUUAUGCGCUCUCAUUGCCCUCGCUGCUGCAAUGCUGCUCUCUUUCUGCUGCUGCAUUGGCUUCUUGCAGCCAAUUCGUAGCCCCCUUCCACUCCCCUACUUGUCUUCUAGUCUCUCUCGCUCUCUCUCUCUCUCUCUCUCUCCCAUUUCUUAAGCAUAGCCUUUUUUGCCCCUUUCGAGUACAUUGGUAGUUGUUGAUGGAGCAGAAGUAGUGGUAAUAAGUAGUGUAGGCAAGGCAACGCACAUACACUUUUCUCGGUUGUGGGGACACGGGCUCCAUUUAAAAACAAUAUUAUAAUGCUUUUGUGGGGCUCGUAAGGGAGUGGGAGGGUCGACUGGUUUCUCCGCUAUUGGUCAAACCUCCGAGAAGGUGAAAACGACAAUCAUGUAACUUUUCCUCCUUAUGAUGGACCUCAAAUUGUGUGUGUACAAUUGAAUCUGAAAGCUCGUUUCCAUGCUCUCACUACCCAAAUUCCACAACUCCAUUGUCGCUUCAUUAUAGCUGGUCAAUCCGGCUGAUGUAACGUCGACCAACAGCGCCUCUUUCCACCUUAUAAUCUGUGUUAGAAAAUAUGGCAAUCAUUGCAGCCUUUUAAAUUAAGGAGAAAUUUGAUGAUUAAGCUCAAACUUCACGUGGACUUAGUGGAGAUCG